Syngnathus typhle (broad-nosed pipefish) is the source of this 1289-nucleotide messenger RNA. RefSeq names its product cytochrome b-245 chaperone 1 homolog. Lineage: Eukaryota; Metazoa; Chordata; Actinopteri; Syngnathiformes; Syngnathidae. The coding region runs from base 163 to 756 and encodes 197 amino acids. The transcript has 6 exons. The record is from RefSeq and is a predicted model, not a curated record.
GGAAACAAAUCCAUCCAAUCAGCUCACACGCAUCGAAGAAGGAAGUGUCGCCCACAAAAUACACGAGUCGAACUUCCUUAUCUCCUCAUCAAUUAUCCUGGACCUUUUCAUUUCGAAUAAAAAUAGAAAUUGAGAAAUCUCUCGUAUAUCGAUUCAUUCAAGAUGGGAUACAUGGUAGUCGAGGAACACAGCUCGACAAAGCUACACCUGAAGAGAGACCCUGGCAUCCGUUCCUGGUCUCUUUGUAUUGGUAUGGCAGCUGUUGGGUUGGCGGCAGCCUACUACAGCUCAGAUAGCAUCUUGUGGAAGCUUUUCUAUGUCACCGGAUGUCUGUUUGUGGCCAUUCAGAACAUGGAAGAGUGGGAGGAGGCAGUUUUUGACAAAACUAAGAAUCUGAUUCACCUCAAGAACAUUAGCUUGUACACUUUAGUUCUGACGCUAUGGAAAAGGGGCCAAGAGAAAGUUGUUUUGGACUUGAAGCAUUUGCAGGAUGUCUGUGUCCAAGAAGAAAAAGUCCGAUAUUUGGGAAAAGGCUACCUGGUGAUGUUGCGUCUGGCGACAGGUUUCUCCUACCCGCUGACUCAGAGUGCCACAGUUGGGGGGCGAAGUGAUGUGGAGGCUGUCGCUGCGUUGCUCAAACGCUUUUUGGGGAUGGAGGAGCGGCAAGAGCAGAAAGAAAUGAGUGAGUGUGCAGAGGAGGAAGCUGAUUUUUUGGAUUACAGCAGCCAAUCCGAGGAUGAAGAAGAAAAACCUUGACCUCAUCUCAUUUGAAAGUAAGUUUGAGAUGAUGUCAUUGCUAAGGGAAAACAAUGGCUCAGAUAACUAUAAUGCUUCUACUGCAUGUUCAUGCUCACUUACAAACCUUAUGUACUCUGCGUGCAAAUACAAAAUUAGAGUAUUGGCUUUAUAAGAAAAUAUUCCACUAUUAUAUUGUAGCUUGGGAAUGUGAUAUUUUCUUUCAUUUUUUCAGCUUAAAACAAAUUGAAUGUGCCUUCCUACUGAACAGUUUGCUAUUUAUUCUCUAUGUCAAUCCAAAGGCCUCUCCGUGACCAAAAGUAAAUUAUGCGUGAAUUUCUUUAGUGAACCAAAGAGGUGUUUAUUCUGAAUCAGGGCUGUAUUAAAGUCCAAAGGAGCAAACAAGUUACUUAAAACAACUUGAAAUCUUUUUUUUCCUGCUGUUGGAUUUUGUUUUUUUACAUUUUUAUAUGACUGUUUAAUGGAAUGUUUUGGACACAAAAACCCAAUUGUGCUUGUACAUUGUCUUUAUUAAAAUACAAUUUACAAAAACA